Messenger RNA from Enhydra lutris kenyoni (northern sea otter), 801 nucleotides. Its product is annotated as ring finger protein 223. The coding region runs from base 85 to 801 and encodes 238 amino acids. The transcript has 2 exons. The record is from RefSeq and is a predicted model, not a curated record. NCBI's taxonomy places the organism in Eukaryota, Metazoa, Chordata, Mammalia, Carnivora, Mustelidae. Gene Ontology annotation, biological process: protein ubiquitination. Gene Ontology annotation, molecular function: ubiquitin protein ligase activity.
GCUCAGAGCCUCAUAGCCUGGUGGUGCCCAGCCUCGAGGACCAUGCUCAGGCCUUGCUGACGACCCCCAGCCACCAGCUCAGUCAUGUCAUCGGGCCAGCGAGUGUGGCAUACAGCCGUGCCCGCCCUUGGUCGGACCAGCCCCAUGGCCCCUGUGCCCAGGUCCCCCAGCACCCCUGGCUCGGAGAAGGCGGCCUCCCCGCUGGAGUGCUCCAUCUGCUUCUCGGGGUACGACAACAUCUUUAAGACGCCCAAGGAGCUCUCCUGCACACACGUCUUCUGCCUGGAGUGCCUGGCACGGCUGGCGGCCGCCCAGCCCACAGGCCGUCCCGGCGGCGAGGCUGUGCCCUGCCCCUUCUGCCGGCAGCCCACGGCUAUGCCGGCGGCCGGGGCCCCCGCGCUGCGCACCAGCCGCCAGCUGCAGGCCAGGAUGGCGGCACACCUGCGGCGGGAGGAGCCCGUGUGGCUGGAGGGCACCAAGCUCUGCUGCCACCCGCCGCCCACCACCCCCGGCCGCCCGGCGCCCGGCUUCGUGUGCGUGGACGUGGGCCUGAGCAAGCCCGCGGAACCUGCUGUGCCCCAGCCCGCCCCGCGUCCUGCCCGCCCCCGGGGCCGGCUGGCCCGCUGCUGGGCGCGCUGCAGGGACUGGAGGCGGGUGGCACUGGUCACUGCCCUGCUGCUGGUGCUCUUCUGUGUGGUGCUCUGGCCCGUGCAGUGCGCGCUCAAGACCGGGAACUUGCACUGCCUCCCCCGGCCGCCUGCCACCGCCGCCUUCUCUCCUGGACCCCUGGCCGACAACUAG